Didymella exigua CBS 183.55 is the source of this 265-nucleotide messenger RNA. RefSeq lists its product as uncharacterized. The transcript has a single exon. The coding region runs from base 76 to 234 and encodes 52 amino acids. Lineage: Eukaryota; Fungi; Ascomycota; Dothideomycetes; Pleosporales; Didymellaceae. The record is from RefSeq and is a predicted model, not a curated record.
GGCACCUAUAACUGCGAACCGAUUCCCAGCCCGAACUCUGACUCGCCAUACUGCUUGAUUACGACAAGAAACAAGAUGUCUCUUAUCUCGUGUGGUACAGCGACAGACCCACCUCUUUGCGGUGCGUGGCCUGAGCUUGGGAUCUUCACCUACUCAGGUUGUCACAACAUGAUGUACUGCUCUUUGGAGUGUUAUGAAAACGAUCGGAAGCUCCACGAGCUAUUCUGCACGUAAUUCUCAGACUUUCAAGAGGAGCACUGCUCGA